Etheostoma spectabile (orangethroat darter) is the source of this 2075-nucleotide messenger RNA. RefSeq names its product replication termination factor 2 (gene rtf2). Gene Ontology annotation, biological process: mitotic DNA replication termination. Gene Ontology annotation, cellular component: nucleus. NCBI's taxonomy places the organism in Eukaryota, Metazoa, Chordata, Actinopteri, Perciformes, Percidae. The transcript has 9 exons. The coding region runs from base 174 to 1073 and encodes 299 amino acids. The record is from RefSeq and is a predicted model, not a curated record.
UUUGUUCAUUCAGCCACUAGAAGGCGACCAUCAAAUCAACUGCACAUCCCGCGAGCUUUGCAGAUCUCUCGUUGUUUGUUUACAACCUGGGAACUUCCUGCUUGCUAUUAGCUUUGGUCGUUGUAAGCUAACUCGGUGAUUAACCAGACACACUUUACAAGUCGGCUUUCAAGAUGGGAUGUGACGGUGGCACGAUUCCUAAAAGACAUGAGUUGGUGAAAGCCCCCAAAAAAGUCGAGAAGGUUGAUAAAAAUGCAGAGUUGGCUGCCCAGUGGAAAUACUGUGCCUUGAGCCAAGAGAAACUCCGACGCCCCAUUGUUGCCUGUGAACUGGGAAGGCUCUUUAACAAAGAUGCUAUAAUUGAAUAUCUUCUGGAUAAGACUGCUGAGAGACCCAAUACUCAGACUGUUGCUCACAUCCGUGGGAUCAAGGAUAUAAAGGAACUGAACUUGACUGAUAACCCUGAGUGGGAGGGAGAGAGAAGGAAUACUAAAGGAGACCGAUAUGAGGACUUCAACUGCGGCAUGUUCAUUUGCCCUGUUGUUGGGUUGGAGAUGAAUGGCAAGCACAGGUUCUGUUACCUGCAGACCUGUGGCUGCGUCUUUUCUGACAGGGCCCUGAAGGAGAUCAAGACAGAUAUCUGCCACAAGUGUGGGGACGCCUUUAAAAAUGAGGACGUCAUUGUGCUCAAUGGGACUAAGGAUGAGGUUGAGAAGCUGAAGGAGAAGAUGGAAGAGAGGCGGACCAAAGCCAAAACUAAGAAAUCAAAGAAGAGCAAAGCAGCUGAAUUUGUGUCCACACCAUCAGAAUUAAAAGAUGACACACAAGCUCCACAAGUGGAUGUAACCGAGAGCUCACUAGAAAAUGGUGAAAGCAGCCAGUCAGCUGUGGCCGGAUCCUCCAGCUCCUCUAAAGGCACCAAGUCUUCAACUUCCUCCGCCACCAAAAGGUCCGUCCAGGAAAUGACUGAGAAGUCGGAGGUCUUCAAAUCCCUGUUCACCAGCCACAGCUCUGCCAAGCGCACUAAAGAUCAGACAUCCAACUGGGUCACCCACACCCCGUAUCACUUCUAGUAACUGUCACUCAGAGCAAAGAUCACCAUUUUUAGAUUGCUCCAGAAAUUGUGACCUAUUAACAAUCCAUUACUGAUAAAACCUAGUUCUACAUACCCAGCUCCAACACACAUAUACAUCCACACAGGUGCACACACAUUGCCUACAUGACCUUUAAUUAUUUCACCAAUGUGUGGACUCCCAAUACAUUUCUUCAGUCCCCUGUAGCUUAGUGUUUACAUGUUGUGAACAUUUUGUUAAUGACUCCCCAAGCUGUUCAGACUCUUUGUUUUGUAACCUUCCUCCCAAACGUAUUCCCUAGCCUCUCUGUGUUCUCAGUCACAGGUGCUCUGAGAAUUGAUGCUUAAGUGACUUUAUUAUCUCUGUCACUCUGCUGUCUCCUAGUGGACACAGUGUAGCUUUUCAAAGUGAUCUCUACGUGGUUGGAAAACUUCAGUUACACACAUUUACAUCUGCAUCUUUAAAGAAGGUCCUACUGUGAGCUGGAAUUAUUUACACCCCCCCAUUAUCUCUAUCAGUAUGAGCUUGGCCCACAUUUCUUUAUUGUAUAAUGUAUUUAACAUGUUUAGUACAGGACUACCAAGUGAUUUGUAAUAAUUUCAUGGGUAAUUUUUUUUUUUAUUCUUCAAAAGUGGGUUUAAAAAUUAUGGUUAACAGAAAGACAGUUUAAAGCAUCUUGCUUAUUUAUUGAAGCUUCUGAUACUCAUAAAUCAACAAAAGUGCACAAAGACAAACAUAAGUAGUUGUAGUGUAACAGGACAGGAGGAAACAUACUUUUAACUUAGUGAUCUUCUUUGUUUUUGAGCAUCACAAUCUUCAAUAUUUUCCAAAAUGCUUCCAACUGUCUGCGUAGCCUAAUAUAGUAAAAUUGAGUUAUCAUAUUCUACACACUGGGCGAUUAAAAAAAAUGAAAAUAAAAAAAAUACGUCUUUCAUAUUUGCAAUUCAAGUCAUUUAUUUUUCUUUUAUAAUAGCAAAAGCCAAAAUAAAUUUCUAUUCAAUC